GAACUGUAAAUAAUCACAGCAGAAAUGUCACCAAUCGAAAGAUCUCUUGUUCUGCUCCACCUUCUCCUUCUGUUCUUUCCUACUUCGAAGGUAAAAGCAUCACCAACGGCAGAGGCACAAGCUCUGAUCAAAUGGAAGAAGAACAGCUUAUCUUCUCCUCCUCUCAAUUCAUGGUCCCUUACCAAUAUCAAGAACCUCUGCUACUGGACUGGUAUUGUCUGCUACAAUACCGGAAGUGUUGCAGAGAUAAACCUUCCUGAGUUGGGUCUCAAUGGAACACUUGACCAACUCAACUUCACAGCACUCACAGGUCUCACCCGCUUGAAUCUCAACUUCAACAAUCUCAUGGGAGCUAUUCCUUCCAGCAUUGGCAACCUUUCUAACAUCACCUUUUUGGAUCUAAGCAGCAAUUUCUUAGAUGAAUCCAUUCCUCCUGAGAUUGGACAGUUAACAGAGCUCCGCAUCCUUAACCUCAGUAAUAACAAUCUUGUGGGUUCAAUUCCUUAUCAGGUUAGCAAUCUUCAAAAGGUAUGGCACCUGAACCUCAGUAUGAACUAUCUAGAAUCACCUGAAUCAUCCAAAUUCUCUGGCAUGCCACGACUGAAAUGCCUCAGUCUAUUUCUCAAUUCACUUGUGUCGGAGUUCCCAUCUUUCAUUUUCAAAUGCCCAAAUCUGACUUACCUCGAUCUCUCACAGAACAACCUUACAGGUCUCAUACCAGACUCACUGGUGACCGGCCUACAGAAGAUUGAAUACCUCAAUCUUACUGAAAAUUUCUUUCAAGGUCCAUUGCCUGUAAACCUAUCCAAUCUUGUUGCACUCAAAGAUUUAAGGUUGGGGUUGAACUUAUUUGAAGGUGGAAUACCCAAUGAGAUUGUUUCGAUUUCUAAUCUUCAUACUCUGGAACUCUAUAACAAUUCCUUAGGAGGAGAGAUACCUUCCUCUAUAGGCCGACUCAGGAUGCUUCAGAGACUCGAUCUCCAUGCAGCUGGAUUGAACUCUAAAAUUCCCCAUGAACUCGGUUAUUGUACCAACCUCACCUUCAUAGACCUUUCGAUAAAUUCACUCAAUGGAACCUUACCUUCAUCUCUAUCAAAUCUGACAAAGAUAUCUGAGUUGGGUAUGUCCGGGAACUUGCUUUCUGGAGAGAUCUCGCCCUACUUGAUAACCAGCUGGGUACAAUUGAUUUCAUUGCAACUUCAGAACAAUUCCUUCUCUGGUAAGAUUCCACAAGAUAUUGGCAGACUGACAAAGCUCAACUACCUCUAUCUCUACACUAAUCAGCUCUCUGGAUCAAUCCCCCAGGAAAUUGGAAACCUCGGAGAUUUGGUGGAGCUAGAUCUCUCAAAGAACAUGAUCACAGGUCCCAUUCCUGCCACGUUGGGGAACCUAACACAGCUUGAAGUCCUAUAUCUAUUCGAAAACAAUCUAACUGGUACAAUCCCACCAGAGAUUGGAAACCUCACAUCUCUAAUAAGGCUUGAUGUCAAUGCCAACCGAUUGCAAGGAGAGUUACCAGACACCAUUUCUCACCUUAAAAAUCUUCAGAUACUCUCUUUGUUUAGCAACAAUUUCUCCGGUAUCAUUCCACAGGAUUUCGGACGGAGUAGUCUCUCUCUAUUUUUUGUAAGCUUUUCUAACAACAGCUUUUCUGGUGAGCUGCCUCCAGGGUUAUGCAAUGGAUUUGCACUAGAGGAGUUGACAGCCAAUGGUAACAAUUUUACCGGGUCAUUGCCAGAGUGUUUGAGGUAUUGUUCAGGGUUGGUCAGAAUCCGACUAGAAGGGAAUCAAUUCUCCGGGGACAUAUCUAAGGUAUUUGGAGUACACCCAAAUCUUGUUUACAUAGAUCUCAGUGGCAAUCAGUUGACCGGAGAGCUCUCACCAGAGUGGGGAAAAUGUUUCAAUCUUACUUAUUUUCACAUUGAUGGAAAUAGAAUUUCUGGUGAGAUUCCGGGUGAGCUUGCAAAUUUGACCCAAUUACAUGACCUAAGCCUGUCUUCGAAUGAACUGGUGGGAGGAAUCCCAGUUGAACUUGGAGAAAUAGACAUGCUAUUCAAGCUCAACUUGAGUGAAAAUCACUUAACAGGAGUGAUCCCUCAGAAAAUUGGAAGUUUUCAGAAGCUCCAACUUCUCGACUUUGCAGGAAAUGAACUAACCGGCAGUAUACCUGGAGUGCUUGGGAAUUGCAUCAAUUUACUGAUGUUGAACUUAAGUAACAACAGAUUAUCAGGUGAAAUACCAUCUGAGUUGGGCAACUUGAUUUCAUUGCAGUCAUUUCUAGAUCUGAGCAGAAACUCACUCUCAAGAGAAAUCCCUCCUAACCUGGGGAAGCUGAGCUCAUUGGAGAACCUCAAUCUCUCCCAUAACAACCUCUCAGGCAGAAUACCAACAGAAUUAUCCAGCAUGAAUAGUCUGCAAACAAUUGAUCUCUCCUACAAUGAGUUGAGCGGUCAGGUACCAAAUGGUAAAAUUUUCCAACAACAACCAGUUGAGGCCUUCAUUGGAAAUGCAGGCCUAUGUGGAAAUGCAAAAGGAUUGCCACCUUGUAAUUCCAGUCCUGCAAGCAGAGGAUCCAACAAUCAUGAUAAAGUCCUAAUAGCUGUCAUUGUCCCAGUAGUUGGCAUUCUCCUUUUAGGAGCCAUCAUUUUGGGACUCGUGAUCUUGAGCAGGAAAUCAAGACAACCAGAUGAAAAUAUUGGAAGUACCAAAGAUGAGGAGAGCCAUCAGUCACUGAUAUGGGAAAGAAAAGGAAAAUUCACAUUCAAUGAUAUUAUGAAAGCUACUAAUGAUUUCCAUGAGAAUUAUUGUAUUGGAAAAGGAGGGUUUGGAACCGUUUACAAAGCAGUCCUGCCAACAGGUCAGAUUGUCGCCAUUAAAAGACUGAACAUGUCAGAUUCCAGUGACAUUCUUGCAACAAAUCGACAAAGUUUUGAGAAUGAAAUCCAUAUGUUAACAAAUAUCCGGCACAGAAAUAUCAUUAAAUUGUAUGGAUUUUGUUCUAGGAAGGGUUCUAUGUAUUUGGUGUAUGAGUAUGUCGAGAGGGGCAGUCUGAGAAAUGUUCUUUAUGGGGAAGAAGGGGAAGGUGAGCUAGAUUGGGUGACGAGAGUUAAGAUCAUCCAAGGGGUAGCCCAUGCCCUUGCUUAUCUGCACCAUGAUUGCAACCCCGCAAUUGUGCACCGGGACAUAAGCAUGAAUAACAUUUUACUGGAAACAGGGUUGGAACCUCGGCUUGGAGACUUUGGAACAGCAAGACUUUUGAGCCCUGAUUCAUCCAACUGGACAGCAGUGGCUGGAUCUUAUGGCUACAUGGCUCCAGAGCUUGCAUUUACAAUGCGAGUCACAGAAAAGUGUGAUGUUUAUAGCUUUGGGGUGGUAGCAUUGGAAGUGAUGAUGGGAAGGCACCCAGGAGAGCUCAUCUCUUCUCUAUCUAUGUCAUCAUCUAAUGAUCGUGACUUGCUGUUGAAGGAUGCAUUGGACCAAAAACUCCCAUCUCCAACAGGCCAAUUGGCAGAGGUUGUGGUUUUUGUAGUUGCAAUGGCCCUAGCAUGCACAAGAACUGAUCCAGAGUCACGACCCCCCAUGCGCUUAAUUGCACAAGAGCUGUCAGCUCACAACCGGGCAUAUCUGGCUGAACCAUUUAGCAUAAUCACCAUAAAUAAAUUAACAGGCUUUAAAAAAAAUAGCUUAAUUUAGAUCAAGGAUUCCAGCUUGUGUUCAAAUUCUUCAAUGAUACCAUUCGUAGUAAUAUCAAUGGAUGAAAU
This is a messenger RNA of Telopea speciosissima, 3761 nucleotides long. RefSeq names its product MDIS1-interacting receptor like kinase 2-like. Gene Ontology annotation, biological process: protein phosphorylation. Gene Ontology annotation, molecular function: protein binding; ATP binding; protein kinase activity. NCBI's taxonomy places the organism in Eukaryota, Viridiplantae, Streptophyta, Magnoliopsida, Proteales, Proteaceae. The transcript is spliced from 2 exons. The record is from RefSeq and is a predicted model, not a curated record. Bases 25 to 3693 code for a protein of 1222 amino acids.